AUGGAAGUGGCACAGUGUUAUCUAGAUGGCAAUGCAGACGCAGUGGAGUUCUGUGCGCACGAGCCAUACCAUAAUGUUUUAGCAGCAGCAACUUACACGCUGCAAGAGGGUGAUCGGCCGAGUCGAUCAGGUAGCAUUUCACUAUUCGAUGUGAAUGCUGAUUUGUGUCGGUUUGAGUUGUUUCAUCGCGUGGAAACUGCAGGGAUUUUUGAUAUUAAGUGGAGUCCUGUUGGUGGAAAUGGUAAUGUAGGUCCAAUGCUUGCUCAAGCUGAUGCUGAUGGGUACUUGAGAGUUCAUGGUUUAGAGUUCUGUCCAAAUGGAGGGGACUCUCUAUCUCUAAGAGAGAUAGUCGGUGAAAAAAUAAGCUCCUCCAUGUGUCUUUGUUUGGACUGGAAUCCAUCAGCCACAUCUAUCUCAGUGGGGCUCUCAGAUGGUUCUGUAUCUUUAGUCACCUUUUCGGAGUCCCAGUUAGAUCUAAUUCAAGAGUGGAAAGCACAUGAUUUUGAGCUAUGGGCUGCUUCAUUUGACAUCCACCAACCACAGUUGGUAUACACUGGUUCGGAUGAUUGCAAAUUCAGUUGUUGGGAUUUAAGGGAUAGUCCUUCCAAUUUGGUGUUUCAGAAUUCUAAGGUCCAUAGGAUGGGUGUCUGUUGCAUUGCAAAGAGUCCUAGGGACCCUAAUAUCUUACUCACUGGUAGCUAUGAUGAGUAUCUAAGGCUAUGGGAUUUAAGAUCAAUUUCAAAACCAGUUAAUGAAACUUCAGUUUUUUUAGGGGGAGGAGUUUGGAGAGUCAAGCACCACCCGUAUGUACCAGGCGUGGUCUUAGCAGCUUGCAUGCACAAUGGCUUUACAGUUGUGAAGAUUGAUGAGGAGAAAGGCGAAGUAAUGGAAACCUAUGCCAAGCAUGGCUCACUUGCUUAUGGUGCAGAUUGGCAAAGAGGGGAAUUAUCUCAAAAGGCUAAACAAAACAGCUCUGUAGUGGCUACUUGUUCCUUUUAUGAUCGGCUUCUUCAUAUAUGGAUACCAGAAAACAGUACUGUUAAGUGA
Molecule: messenger RNA, 1047 nt
Organism: Dovyalis caffra
Lineage: Eukaryota; Viridiplantae; Streptophyta; Magnoliopsida; Malpighiales; Salicaceae
Source: the annotation of a GenBank genome assembly